Molecule: messenger RNA, 1482 nt
Organism: Gaeumannomyces tritici R3-111a-1
Lineage: Eukaryota; Fungi; Ascomycota; Sordariomycetes; Magnaporthales; Magnaporthaceae
Exons: 1
Coding region: 1-1254 (417 amino acids)
Source: RefSeq, a predicted model, not a curated record
AUGCCCCACCCCACCAGUUUUCUCUUUUGCCUGCUUCCGUUCCUCCUAGGACAGUCAUGCUUCGCCCGCGAGAUGCCUUCAGUUGAGCAACGAGAUCUCGUCCCCGAUGAGAAGAUACUCUCUUCCAUCUUCUCGGGCGCUCCUGGCGUCACGCUGACAAACUGCAACAUUUUCUCAAACACAUUCGACACUUGCACGUUUAGCAUCCAUCUCGACGUCGCGCCUUUUUCCAGCUAUCCUAAAGAUCUCCUCGUCCGCCUAGAAACAUCGGGAAGUCGCUUGGCCGUCGUCGCAUCUCUCCAGCGACUAGGGUACGCUCAACUACCCGAUCUCGUUCCGCUAGUACUUGAUGUCGGCACCACAACAACCGCGGAUGGGAGACAGGUCGAGUACUCCGUGUCGGCGUAUUGUACGGGAACAAUUACGCUCGAGGACAUCUGGGACAGAAUCAGCCCAACCCACCAGCUGGAGCUAGUGGAUUCGGUUGUUCAUGCAGUGGAGAAUCUUCAGAAACUGGACCGAAAUAGCGAGGACGUUAGAUGCCGAAUGAGUACCCCCUGCCGUUUAGACAACGACGAUUCGAUCGGUGGACCACACCUUGGAUAUUUUCCGGACGUCAAGCAGUUCUUAGGCCGAAUCCUUCAAGCGAGUAAUCCAAGGCCACCUAAUUGCACGCUUUCGGAGACCGAUGAAGGCAUCAUGCUCGUGUCAGCAUUUGAAGAGAUAGGCCGGGUUGGAUUUACUCACGCGGACCUUGAUGAUCUCCGGUAUCAUGCCGUCUUUUGCCACAACGACCUCGAGCCCCGCAACAUCCUCGUCAGGGAAACAUCGCCGACCGAGGACAAAAGCCCGCGUUACGAGCUGGCUGCUAUCAUCGACUGGGAAAUGGCUGGGUUCUAUCCGUUUGCCUACGAGUAUGGAGUCAAGGAUACCGUCCUCGGUUCUUCGAACCUGUCCUUCAGCUGGUAUUCGUUAUUCAAGGAGCGGACGUCAUAUAUGUUGCCGCGAGCAGAGUGCCACACAAAGCUGAUAAAGGCGCUCAGGAUUAUCGACGAGUCCAAGAAGAGAAGUAUGACGCGAAACGUCGGCAUCCGGGUUCAGGCUAAGUGGGUGGAGAGGCAAAACGUUGAAAGAUCUUCAGAACUUCGUCAAGGCUGGGUUCUCAAAGCUGGGACUAAAGUUCCCGGGCCAUUCACCAAGGAUGACCAAGCGAAUCUCGAGAUCGAGGUUCUGAGGGAACUGGGCUAUGUGUAGAUUGGAUGAUACUUGAACAAAUAUCCUGCUCCUGUUAUAUAAGCGGAUUCUCGGAGGAAGGGAUGCCUGUUCAUACUUCCGCCGGUACCUGUGAACUUGGCCUCUAAGAACUGCGUGUAAAUAUGCUACAGCGCCAGCAGCGCAGCCCCAAAACGACAAAUAGCGCUGACCGUGCUAGGAGUUGAUACGUAGAUGUCUACGAAGCCAAAAUAUUGAGAGACGAGGGAG